Molecule: messenger RNA, 909 nt
Organism: Funneliformis mosseae
Lineage: Eukaryota; Fungi; Glomeromycota; Glomeromycetes; Glomerales; Glomeraceae
Source: the annotation of a GenBank genome assembly
AUGACAACUGCGGAACAAAUUUUACCGUUUGAAUGUGUAUUAUCAGAGGAAGAGAGCAGAGUUUUAGAGACAGUUGAUAUAUAUGUGAGUGAUGUGGAGCCAAAAGAAACUGAACGUGUGAUAAAGAUAAAGAAAACUUCUCACGACAAAGGAUUUACAUUGGCAGUGUUAAUAUGCUCAGUUGAAAAGAUUACAAUCACAGAAUUAACAAUCUUAAUAAAUAAUCAUAACCUUGGUUCAAUACUUAAACCACGUAUACAGCAAAUAUGUAAAUAUCCUGCUAUUACGCGUUCUCAAUUUGAUGAAUGGAGAAAAUUAUGGCCAAUAAAUUUUCGUGAAGAUCCUAGAAGAGAAACGAAAUUUACUUUAAAAGAAAUUGAGCGUAUAAAACAAUAUAUGGAUAAUGCUAUUCAAUUAUCUUCUCAAGCAAAAUCAAAAGGUGAAUUACCAAUUGGAUGUAUAUUAGUUGAUCCAAAGAAAAACAUUACACUGUCGGAAGUUAUUGAUACUCGUAAUUCAACAAAAAAUCCACUUCGACAUGCUAUAUUAAAUUGUAUAGAUGAUAUAGCUUCAUUAGAAAGAUCAAAUCGUGUUAAAAAAUCAAAAAAAAUUGAGGUUCCUCGAAAAAGAACAUUUAAUGAAGUUACUAUUGAAGGAAAAGAUGAUGUAGAAAUAACACUCGAUGAAGAUGAUUUUGUUGAACAAAGAGAAAAUGUUGAAAGCGCUUAUUUAUGUGUUCAAUGGCACUUGUACAUUCAAGGGUUAGACGAGUAUUUUAUGGUCGUUCAAAUACAGUAUCAGGAUAUAAGUAUCUUAAUAUCUUCAAAAAGUUCUUUAUCAAGGAAUUCUGAAAGAAAUCCAAUUUCUGAAAUUGUAAGUUUUUUAAAAACUUCACCACUGACAUCUUAG